This is a messenger RNA of Merops nubicus (carmine bee-eater), 663 nucleotides long. It is a transcript of the gene DDX28, whose product is annotated as DEAD (Asp-Glu-Ala-Asp) box polypeptide 28. The transcript has a single exon. The annotation marks the transcript as partial. The record is from RefSeq and is a predicted model, not a curated record. Lineage: Eukaryota; Metazoa; Chordata; Aves; Coraciiformes; Meropidae.
CCGGCCGGCCCCGGCGAGGUGAGGACCCAGGUGGUGGUGGUUGGAGCUACCUUCCCCACGGGGCUCAGCGAGAUCCUGGGGAGGUUCACCGACGUGGACCGGUUUGUCACCCUCGCCACCCAGAACCUGCACCACCUGCCGCCCCACGUCCAGCAGAAGUUCCUCCGCAUCAAAGGCCGGGACAAGCUGCCUGAACUGCUGCAGCUACUCAAGGAGCGCCCGGCAUCCAGUGGAGGUGUUCUCAUUUUCUGCAACAGUGCCAGCACUGUCAACUGGCUGGGCUAUAUCCUCGAUGACCACAAAAUCAAGCACCUCCGGUUGCAGGGACAGAUGUCAGCAGCUGCUAGAGCUGGCAUCUUUGCCUCCUUUCAGAAGGGAGACGUGUCUGUUCUUGUCUGCACUGACCUUGCCUCCCGGGGGCUGGACACCAGCAGUGUGCAGCUAGUGGUCAACUAUGACUUCCCAGACACUCUGCGGGACUAUCUGCACCGCGUGGGGCGAGUUGGACGGGUUGGAAGCAAGGCGCCAGGAGCUGUGGUUAGUUUUGUCACCCAUCGCUGGGACGUGGACCUGGUGCGGAAGAUAGAGACUGCAGCUCGGAAAAGGACGGGUCUCCCAGGCAUGGACUCCUCUAUUAAUAAUCCUCCACCUAAAGGAGGUUGA